Molecule: messenger RNA, 877 nt
Organism: Podarcis lilfordi (Lilford's wall lizard)
Lineage: Eukaryota; Metazoa; Chordata; Lepidosauria; Squamata; Lacertidae
Source: the annotation of a GenBank genome assembly
AUGCUAAUGAAUGCACCAGAUGUCCAGAAGAUCAGCAUCCAAAUGAGGAUAGACAUCAAUGUGUCCCCAAAAUAUUUACCUUCCUAUCCUAUGAAGAAUAUUUGGGGAGCCUCCUGACUUCCCUUGCUCUCUCCUUAUCCUUAACCACAGGAUUUGUUUUAGGAAUCUUUAUUAAAUACAACGAAACUCCCAUAGUCAAAGCCAACAACCGGGACCUCUCCUACAUCCUCCUCGUCUCCCUCCUGCUUUCCUUUUUGUCCUCCUUCCUCUUCAUUGGGAGGCCAAGGAAAGUGACCUGCCUUCUCCGACAAACAGCCUUCUGCAUCAUCUUCUCAGUUGCUGUCUCUUCUGUCUUGGCAAAAACCAUCACUGUGGUCCUGGCCUUCCUGGCCACUAAGCCAGGGAACAAGGUGAGGAGAUGGCUGGGGAAGAGUUUGGCCCACUCCAUUGUCAUUUCCUGCUCCAGCGUGCAAGUUCUCAUCUGCACCAUCUGGCUGGGGAUCUCUCCUCCAUUCCCAGAUUUUGACCUGAGCUCCCAGCUUGGAGAGAUCAUUGUCCAAUGCAACGAAGGAUCUGUUGCCAUGUUAUACAGUUCCCUUGGCUACAUGGGCUUCCUGGCUGCCAUCUGCUUCACUGCGGCUUUCCUAGCCAGGAAGCUUCCUGGGGCCUUCAAUGAAGCCAAGCUUAUCACUUUCAGCAUGCUGGUCUUCUGCAGUGUUUGGGUGUCCUUUGUUCCCACCUACCUGAGCACAAAGGGAAAAUUCAUGGUAGCCGUGCAGAUCUUCUCUAUCUUGGCCUCCAGUGCUGGGCUUCUGGGCUGCAUCUUCAUCCCCAAAUGCUACAUUAUUAUAUUGAGGCCUGAUUUGAACACAAAGGA